GUGUUAGUGCAUUGUUUUUAGUGUGAAAGAAAUAAUCUCUUAAAUAUUUUAUUAUUUUUUACUGGAAAUUAUUGGAUUUUAAUUACAAAUCAGCUUUGAAACGAGUAAUAAACAUGUCAAUGUUUGCCAGGGGUGCUUUGAAAACAUCAUUAGCGUCUUCUUUAUCGGCGAAUAAAGCGAGUUUAAAGAAUUCUCAUGUCAGAGGUUUGAUGACAUCAAUUUUAAGACUUCAUGAUGAUCAUCCGAACAAGAAAUCUGACAAACCUUUAAGUCCUAGAAUGGAAGAAUUUCAAAAGAAGUUGCGUGCGAAAACUCCGAUAGGGAAGCUUGAUGAGAUCCAAGGAAAGCAUCCAUAUGAAGAGAAGGAACCACUUCCAGCUUUCCCUAACAACACAAAUCCUAAAACAGGCGAAAUUGGCGGACCUCGUGGACCUGAACCAACAAGAUACGGCGAUUGGGAGAGAAAAGGUCGAGUCACAGAUUUUUAAUAAAUUUCUAAUUGCUUAAUUAGUGAAGUUAAUGAAAGUGAGUUAUCGAAGCAUUCUAAACUUAUUUUUAUGAUGAUAAUUGAAGUGUUAGUCAAAUAAAUUAUGAGAUAACAAGCAUCAUCUCAAUAUGUUCAUAGAUUAGAAUUAAUAACACAUUUGGUUUACUUAUAAACUGAAUGAGUGCUUCUGAACAUCAAAUAAACAAUUUAAACGAUAAGAUAAA
Clunio marinus is the source of this 711-nucleotide messenger RNA. NCBI's taxonomy places the organism in Eukaryota, Metazoa, Arthropoda, Insecta, Diptera, Chironomidae. The record is from the annotation of a GenBank genome assembly.